Messenger RNA from Symbiodinium pilosum, 978 nucleotides. NCBI's taxonomy places the organism in Eukaryota, Dinophyceae, Suessiales, Symbiodiniaceae. The record is from the annotation of a GenBank genome assembly.
AUGCUCCGCAUCUGGAGAAUGUCGGGAGAAGAGCUGAUAGCCAUGAGUGUUGAAGAGGUCAGUAAUGUGAAGCAGCUGAAGAUGUCGCUUCGCCGCUUGUUUGGAUUUCCUGUGUGUAUUCAACAGCUUUUGCACGAGGGCAAGAGGUUGGAUGAUGCUACCAAGCCGGAUGGCCCCAUGGACAUUCAGGUGGUACUGUCGCCUGUAUCUACAGAUGCACAACAGCUUGAGGCUGCCAAGGAACUUUUUGAUUCCUGUGAGGGCGGCCUUGUGGAGAUCGCGCGCUUGCUUUUGGAAGCUGGCGCCAACACGAACAUGCAGGAUAGGUCUGGCAGCACAGCUCUAAUGCGUGCAGCUUGCAGAGGCCACGCAAAGAUCGUGCGGUUGUUGUUGGUAGCAAGUGCUGACAAAGACCUGCAGGCUGAGCACGGCGACGUUGCUGUCAUGCUAGCAGCCCAAAACGGCUACGUGGAGGUCGUGCGGUUGCUGUUGGAAGCUGGUGCAUCCGGUGAAAUGGCCCUCAUUGAUGCAGCGGCGCAUGCCCGUGUGGACACUGUUGGGUUAAUGCUGGAGGCUGGAGAGAACAAGAACUUGCAGGACCGAUCUGGCCUCACAGCUCUCAUGUGUGCAGCUAGACACGGCCACAUGGAAGUCGCCCAGUUGCUUUUGACAGCGAAUGCGAAUAUCGACCUCCAGGAUUCCACAAGUAUGACGGCGCUUAUGCAUGCGGCUGAGAACGGCCACCUGGAACUUGCGCGAUUGCUGUUAGAAGCUGGUGCCAGCAGGGAUACACUGGAUGGAGAUGGCAGCACAGCUUUGUUCUACGCAGCGUCCUGCGGCAACCUCGAGGUGGUACGAUUGCUGUUGCAGGCGGGAGCUGAUAAGGAUCUGCAAGAUCGAUUUGGCGAAACAGCUCUCAUGCUUGCGGCUCAUAAUGGCGACGUAGAGAUUGUGCAGCUGCUGUCAGUUUCCAGGUGA